AUGGACGAGGAAACAAUAACGUCACAUCGUAAAAAGCUGGCCCAAAUUCUGCGGUACAUUGCCAGCUGGCAUCAAGCCUUGCAUUCCGGAGACGGCAUUCAGCAUUCCUUUGUGCGUACCGAAGAGGCUACUCAAGACUUUUAUCAGAAUCUUGAAGUGGAAGAUGGAUCAGGUGUUCUGUUUAGCACACAAAAUUUUCGAACCCUCUUGACUUGGGAUGCGGAAGCAGAAGAAGAAGUUUUGUUUCCCUCACCUCCCGUUUCCUUCUAUGCCGCCAAUUCUGGGCCUACUCCUACUUCUAUGGCAUCAAUGGCGGCAAGCGGAGAUCGCAAACGAAGCUUGACGGGACGCCUCAAGAGCAUCUCACCGAGAACAUCAAGAUCGGAAUCAUCAUCGAUUUGUUGGCUCCGGCUGACACGUCUCACCAAAGCCCAACGUUUGGAAGAACCGCAACCCCAUCAUGCUGCCGUCCAAGCGUUUUUGGAUCAGUGGAUGCAACGCCGCCCCAAGAUUAAAGCCACGUCCUAUCAAGAAUUAUUGUCCUCGGCAUCUAGGAUCAAUCGAGAAUUGGACAAGCAUCCCUCUCGGCCCAUCCGAGUCUUUUUGAAACGGUACAAGCGCUAUCUGUUGACCAAUCGGUAUCAACAGGCAUUGGAACCCAUGUACAAUCGAUUGUUUGAAUGGAUUCAACAACAAGAUACACAUAAUCAAGAACUAGUGUGGUCCUUGGGACAUGCCAAGUUUGCCGAUCCAUCCACCAAUACUUAUAUUGAUGGACCACUGUUAGAUGUCUUGGUCGAAGUGGAUCUGGCCCCGGAUGGAGCCCUGUUGGUCAAACCAAGACAACAUACGGGUGUCACCUUGAAUCGUCAAGUGGUGGCGGCCCUUGCCAGUUCUCAAGACGUCUUGUCCAAAUGGCACCGACGAAUCUCGCAAUUGGAAGCCUCCAACAUUAGUCCAGGUCAGCCUUCGACCUACGUCAAGAUUUUGAAACAGUUGACUUUGGAAUUGUGUUCAGAUGGUAUCUUUCAAGCGUCGGCCAAGACACCCUCUGCCAUUUCGCCUUCGUCGGUGUCUUCGGCGAGACGACAAUCCUUUGGAGAAAAUUCUCUAGUAGUGUCAGAAGCGUGGUGUCUGUACAGCCGAUUGAAGCCAACCACAGUCUGGGCACGAGAUGCCAAUAUCCUAGCCGAUCAACUGGCCAAGCAUGAACAACAAUUGUCCAUGGCAGCAUGGUCCUUGACUCAUGGACCAAACGUCUUGGAAGAAGUCAAUGCCAAGGGCCUAGAGCCAAUCAAUGCCAAGAGUCCUAUCGCACAAGCAGCCAUGUCCUUUUGGAAAUAUUUUGCUGCUGCUGCCUCUGGUCCAAACAAUAAAUCUUGUCGGCCCAUGUUUCCAUUGGCCACUUCGGAUUCUCAGAAUCGCAUUGCGGAGCUGUUGCUGGAUCAACACUAUCCGGCAGUUGUUACCGAAGGACCACCCGGAACGGGCAAGACCCACAGUAUUGCCAAUAUUGUGUGCGCCUAUCUUUGUCAGGGCAAACGAGUUUUGGUCACUAGCAAAAAUGCUCCUGCUCUGAGUGUACUACGGGAACGAUUGCCAAGUAGUGUCCAAGAACUCUGUGUGGAUGUAUCCAAGAGCGAGUCUUCUGGAUUGAGACAACUUCGACAGACGGUGGAACGACUGGCCAAUCGAAUUUCGGCGGCUUCGGUGGAGAUUGAAUGUCAAAAGGCCGAAUUGCUCAAGACGAACAUUGACGAAUUGGAAGCCCGCUUGGAAUCGAUCGAUUCUUCCAUUCGAACACAGAGUGAUAAUGUUCGAAAUGUCUUGCAUGGAGCAGAUGGAAUCAAGCUUGCUGAAUGGGCCGCCAAACUCAUGGCCGAUGCCCCUUGGUUGUUGGUCUCAUUGGAAGAAGUCUCGACCAAGGAACUCAAGAGCGUACUGAAUCAAUUGAAGGAACUGGAAGUCAAGGAUGAAUCAAUCUUGAGUGUCCAACACUUUUGCCAGCCUCCAGAUUCUCGUCUGGUAUCCAUGGCACUCGCAAAAUCUGGUUCGUCCGUGUCGAGCGUGCUGUCGCAAGCGUCUCGCAAUUGGGUCAGUUCCUUGCCUGUACUUGGAUCGAUCUCUGGUAUGGAAGCCCAACAGAAUCAACUACAAGAGCAACUGGAACACAUUACAUUGAAUGGAGUCAAACCAUCUUCGAACGAUGAUUGGGACAUUGUGGCAAAGGCGUUGAAAAGGUCUCAACUCGUUUCGCAUUUCAAAGACGGGGCUUGGGACUAUCGAGUUAAGAAGCAUGGUUGGCCGUCCUUUGAUUUCGCCAAGACCAAGAAAGUGUCGACUUGCAUCAAGGUGAUUCAAAUGGCAUUGGAUAUGAAGCAACUGGAGGCAUCUCUCAGUCUUGCUGCGGAAGUACAAAAGGCAACUCAAUGCAGAUCCCUCGAUUUUCAAAGAGGAAGACUCCAGUCACAAAUCCGACGCCAAGCGGAAGAAUUGGUCGAUACUGCAGUCGUUGCGGAGUUGAGUAAAUCAUUUUCUCCAGAUGCCGAAAGUGCGUUGAUUCGCUUUGCACAAAUUGCAGGAGCCAGCAAGUUUGGAAAAACUGCCAAGCAGUCCAAGAUGACACAACGUCAACGUCGGCGUCGUCAGGAAUAUCUGGAUGCCUUUGACAAGUGUUGCAGAUUCAUUCCUUGUUGGAUUCUGACCACCAGUCAGAUUAGUGACUACCUGCCAGCAGAAUGUUUGUUUGACCUUGUCAUUAUCGACGAGGCAUCCCAAAGUGACAUUACUGUUCUUCCUGGAAUGUUGAGGGGAAAGCAAUGGCUCAUUGUUGGUGAUGGAAAACAAGUCAGUCCAACGGAAGCAUUUGUUUCGGAAGGAAGUAUGGAGGCUCUGCGAGCGUCUCUUCCCGAGUCUCCUUUUGAACGUUCCUUGAUGCCGGGACAAAGUUUCUUUGAUCUUUGCGCUCAAGCCUUUCCACGUGGACGAGUGGUUCUCAGCGAACAUUUCCGAUGCUCUCCUGAAAUUAUUGACUUUAGCAACCAACAAUUUUAUGAUGGCCGUCUAGUUCCCUUGAGACUGCCAUCUCAGCAUGAGCGCAUGACCCCAUCAAUCAUGGAUGUCCGAGUCAAUGGCAAGAAAACUGGCAAGAUCAACGAAGUCGAAGCCGACAAGAUUAUCGAAUUGAUUCAAGAAUCUAUCAACCUACCGGGAAGUGAAGUUAAACCACGUAGCAUCGGUGUGAUAUCCUUGAUUGGAGACGAACAAAGCAGAUUGAUCCGAGGGAGGCUCUUGGAUGCGAUUGGUCCCGAAAAGAUGGCUCGUCACCAUGUUCUGAUUGGAGAUCCACCAACCUUUCAAGGGGCAGAGCGAGACAUUGUAUUUCUGAGCAUGGUUUGUUCUCCAGGUAGCGUUCCUACGCAGAGCCAAUUGAUGCACUUUCAACGAGCCAAUGUUGCAAUGUCGCGAGCUCGAGACCGUUGCGUCUUGGUCCGGAGUAUUGACAUCGGACACAUUUCGAGCUUGGAAGAUGUCAAGGUUCCAACCAUUGAGUUCUUCCUGCAACAACAGCCAGAAGACUCUGAAGAUGAAGAUGGAGCUGAUUCAUCAUUUCAAAAGGAGAAGCGCAAGGGGACAGCAAUUCUCAAGAAGCUAUUGCAAGAUAACGGAUAUGCAAUUACUGACAUGGGUAUUGUUUGGAAGAAUGGUUUAUGCGUCGAAGGCAAGAAGAAUCGUGCAGCCCUUAUUGUUGACGGUGAAGAGUUGUGCAGUCAAGAUUGGCAGACUAGCUAUAAUCAACAAAAGGCCAUUGAGCGCGUUGGGUGGAAGUGCUUCCGUAUCGACUCUGUGUCACUCUUUGUCAAUAUGAAUUCGACUCUGGCCAAGAUUGUUGAGUUCUUGGAUUCGGUUGGAGUAGAGAAGACCAUGGCGGCUACGAGUUAUGAAGAAGUAGCAGCUGAAGCAAGCAAUGAUAUGGAGGUAGAAGAAGAAGAAGAAGAAGAAGUGGUCCACGGAAAUGUAGAUGAUCCCAAUGUCGAGAACGAGAAUGACGUUGCCGCACUACCGAUUCAUCAAGAAGAAAACCAUGAUAUUGUCACCAUAACCAGUGAAGACGAGAAUGAUGGACUUGAUGACGAAGAGGAUGACGAUGGUGACGAUCGAAAACCAGCCGCCAUUCCAGAUGCCGCCGUCAGCAAUACUUUUGACGACGAUAAUGACAAUAUCCAUGCCGGUCAAUUUGGUCAAGUGGUGCAAUUGGACUUUUUGCGCCAGGCACCAACCAAUGACGAAGAGGACGACGAAGAGAUGGGUAUGGGAAAUGAUCUUUUGUGGGAUGAUUCCAAAGACUUGGAUAGUCCGACCAAACGAAAUACAAAUCGAGAGGUGCUGAUUGUUGCUCAGAACCCACCUGCUAACGAUUAUGACGACAAUGACAACAGUCUGGACGACCCUUCGGAAGAUGAUGAUUUUGUCGAAGACGAACCCAAGACAAAACAAAGAAGGAUGCGCAUUAGUCCUCGAUCAAGACAAGGCAAAUCGGCUGCUCGAAAGCCGACCAAAGAGGAGAAUGAGGGCGACGAUGAAAGUAGUGUGGACAACGCUUCGGAGGAUGAGGACUAUGUUCAAGAGACCAAGACGAAAUAUCGCAAACUUGACAGGAAGCACACUAGUCCUCGAACACGAGAAUCCUCAUCCGCAGUGAAACCAUCACUGACAAUCACCAUUAAUGAUGACGACGAAAAGUCCGAUGACGGUGACAAAGAGCCCUUGUCACCAGGGUCACCAUCUUCCAAGCAAGGCAAGCGAAGCAAGAAAUAUCGCAAGAAAGUGGACUCUUAUUCCAGAGACGGCCGCGUAAACAAGGGAAAGUUUUAUCCAUCGAACGAUGUGGAGUUGGACUAUGAAACCGAUUCGGACCUUGCUGUGGAAGAAUUUAAGAAGCCGGCGGUAAAGAGCGAGGAACCAAUUGAAUUGGAGGAUGAUUCAGCAUCUGAACUCCCAGAAUCCAGUUCCAUUGCAUCCAAACCAGCGCAAAGAAGUCAGUCGGACCAUUCCGUGAUGAGUGUUGAUGAUUCGGAUGACGAGGAGGAUGAAAUCAAGCCACAGCCAUCCACUUCGAAAUCCAGUGGUACAUCUACUGUCAAACGUGAAAGGUCCAAUGACAUAUAA
Molecule: messenger RNA, 5169 nt
Organism: Cylindrotheca closterium
Lineage: Eukaryota; Bacillariophyta; Bacillariophyceae; Bacillariales; Bacillariaceae
Source: the annotation of a GenBank genome assembly